This is a messenger RNA of Vavraia culicis subsp. floridensis, 1161 nucleotides long. RefSeq lists its product as uncharacterized. The record is from RefSeq and is a predicted model, not a curated record. NCBI's taxonomy places the organism in Eukaryota, Fungi, Microsporidia, Pleistophoridae. The coding region runs from base 1 to 1155 and encodes 384 amino acids. The transcript has a single exon.
AUGCAGAGAAUUGUGGAUAAAAAGAUUAAACCUCAAAAAGUUAACUUAAUGAAAUAUUCUGUAAUGUUAGCUUUCUUCAUUUUGUCAAGGGGAAUUAACGUAAAUCAAACAUUUGAUCCGAACAUGGUUUGUACACGAAGUGGAUCAUGUAUUGAGAAACCGCGGCUAGAUAUUCGAGCGGAUGCCAAUAAAACAGAAAAACAAAGACAUGCUAAUUCUUGCUUUUCAAAGAAUGCCGCAUUGGGUUGUCAUGUGCCUGGACCGAAAAUUAAGACGUGUAUGGAAACGAAUACGAAAGAUUAUGAUAAUUUAUUACAAUCUAGUGGUGCGAAUUAUUCUCUAUUUAGUAGAUUAUUGGUGUCUUAUGAGCUGUGCUCUGAUCGCUACGUUGAUAUUUCAUCAAAAAAUAUGAAUCAGAACCUGAAAUGGAGCUUGCAUGAAACAACCGAAAGAAAAAAAGAAAAUGGUGCCAAUCAAAACGGAAUAAAAACAGAAAUAUUGGAAACGGGUGGUAAUUUGCAGAGUAAACCAUAUUCAAUGCAAAAGUAUUCACGAAAGAGCCCGGUACGUGAUGCACGACAAAGACAAUUUCAGGAGAAUUGCCGCAAGGCAUCGCAAGAUGCGGAUAAAGAGUGUGCAUCGAAAAUAUUUUAUUUAUCUGACAGCUCAUCCGACUCGGAUAAAAAGUGUGCAUCAAACGUAUUUUAUUUAUCUGACAGCUCAUCCGACUCGUAUGACCAAAAAUUAUUUAACCCGGCUAACUCACGACGCUCCAUCGCGAACAAAGCGUUCGAAAAUAGAGAUGCUAUGCGGGUGUUAAAAUGUUUGCAAAAAGACAUUGGUCUGAUCAGCAUGCUUAUCGACAUAACGGUGUUCAAUUUCCAAGUUUAUAUGUCACAAUCAGCCGGUGCACCAUAUGCUGUGCUUAAUCUCAUUACGAUUUUGGAAAAAUUCUGGUGUUUUUUGCACGAUGUGCCCAGGAAUUACGAAGCUGAGAUUAAAGCCAAGCAUGUUCAAAUCCACAGACUGCGACUGACCCUACCACACUCGUUCAGAGAAUUAACGAAAAUGUUAUACGGUACGUCCGAGACUAGGCUAGCCAUUUUACGUAUUGAGCAGUUGACUGAGCAGAUAUUGAGCAUUUUUAAUGAUUAAAACUGG